This is a messenger RNA of Diabrotica balteata, 679 nucleotides long. NCBI's taxonomy places the organism in Eukaryota, Metazoa, Arthropoda, Insecta, Coleoptera, Chrysomelidae. The record is from the annotation of a GenBank genome assembly.
UACGCGACAAAAAUAUCCUUGAGCAUUUCAAGUGGUACCGCGAGGACAUCUCACACAAGCUGCAGAAUAUUAACUAGAGAUAAUUUCUGAAUUUAGUAAUUCACACAGUAUUUUCAAGAUGUGUAAUGUAAAAGUGAUAAUAGUUCUUGUUUUCGUGGCGGCUGGAGCAAUAUGUAUUGGCGCAAAUAUGGAUGAAGUUAGUGAACACAUUAAAAGGGUUUCCCUAAGCAGGUAUCCUUGCCACGAUCCUCAACCCAAAGUGAUGUACCUGAGGGAAAUUAUUGGCGACGACCUGUGGGAGGAAAAGUACAAAAUGGACAUGAGAGAUAUACGUCCUUUCCACACAGUCCUUCACAGGUGCGAUGGUUCCGGGUGUUGCCCGAAAUACAAUCAAAGAUGCAAGCCGAGUGCUACCCAAACUGUAACACUGAACUAUUUGGUGAUAACCAAACAAAAGUUCGUAGAGUUCCAAGCAGAAAAUCAUACUUCCUGUGCAUGCGAAGUCAUCAGCGAUGAGCUUAUAAAAUAAAAAGUAUUAUAAGUGCAUAAGUUAGCAGUUAAGUGUAAUCGGUAUCUCGCUUGUGAUAAUGACAUAUCUGUGAUAUUAUUGUAAAUAUAAAUUAUUUAUUUUAAUUUUUGUAAAAUUGCGUUUUUGUCAAUAAAAGGGCAAUCGACUGUA